This is a messenger RNA of Patiria miniata (bat star), 2082 nucleotides long. Its product is annotated as dual specificity protein phosphatase 10-like. The transcript has 3 exons. Gene Ontology annotation, cellular component: cytoplasm. Gene Ontology annotation, molecular function: protein tyrosine/serine/threonine phosphatase activity. Gene Ontology annotation, biological process: protein dephosphorylation. The coding region runs from base 637 to 1770 and encodes 377 amino acids. The record is from RefSeq and is a predicted model, not a curated record. NCBI's taxonomy places the organism in Eukaryota, Metazoa, Echinodermata, Asteroidea, Valvatida, Asterinidae.
UAAUGUGUCCACCUCGUGAUCGAUUCACUGCCUGGGAAGUUGCCCUUCUUACAAUUAUCGAUAUGUUGUUCUCACGACAGAAUUUGCGAAUUUAAUUAAUAAAACAUCCCAACAUGUCUGACCUCUAAAUUCAUAGCCCUCAAAAUACUGAGCUGCUGUUGGCCCAGCAACUCAGUUUGUAGUUGGUAACUAUUGACUUAAUCUCAAGUCCAAAGAACAAUCACUCAACUGGGUCUAACUGUUAACUGAAGUUGGGCUUGUCUAUGUCAACAAAUGGCAUUGAUGCUUGGGUGCAUUGUGUACGCUAUGCGCGUACAUGUAUGUGCAUAGACCAUGCACAUGCACAGUGUCAAGAAAGUUGGAUGGCUUCACUUUAAGGAAUUAGUUGUGCCUCCACCAAAAAACAUGCACAUUGCAUGUAGAUUUACAAGAUGACUACCGGUAAUUACAUGCAUAUAGUGUGCAGCAUUUUGUAUAUUGCAUGCAUGUGAGCUAUGCCUUAGCAUUUGUUUCAAGUCAGAUCGACAUCUAGUCAACAUAACUGAUCAGUACUUCCCUAUUGCCUAGUGGUUAGUGAUACUUGGUUGUAAUAAGGUCACUGCAUUGCUAGGGAGGCAAUGCGAACAACAGUAAGCUAUGGGAUCAACGUGCACAAAGAAGAAGACGUCUGUUGCCCAAUGCAAAGAACCAGACAAGCAGAAUAACAUUUUGAAAAACAGCAGUGACCAGUCUCCUGUCAAGAAUUCCGUGUCUCCUUCUGAACCACCCAUCGCCAUGGCAGAGAGUAAACAACAGCAGACGCCCACCAGUCCAUACCUCCCUCUCCUCAGCAGGACACCAGAGGGCGCCCUCGUCCCCCAGAGCCUACCAGCCCAGGAGGAAGUGGAUGGCUACGAAACUCCCCAUGGCCUGUACAACCUCUUCAACGACGGUUUUCUUGUGCCGUUCAUCCAUUGCCACGAAUACAUGCUGAUUCUGGAUGCCCGCGAGCAAGACCCAUUCUCAGAAUCCCACAUCAUGACUGCUAGGCACCACACGGCCAUCGACACUGAUUUUGACUGUCUGUUAGCCGCUGGCAAACUGAGGAAGCACACCCAUAUCGUGCUGUACGACGAACAGAGCAGUGCGACGGAAACAGGCCAGGUGUUGCAAAGCUUGGCCAGCCGGCUGCGGGAGGAGGAGCUAGACCCGGUUAUUCUGAUUGGGGGAUUCCGAGCUUUUCACACGGCGUAUCCGUUUCUGUGCAACGACAGGCUGAUCCGCAGUGAGCAGGAACGAGUUAACGAAAUCCACACUUAUCCUUCAGAGGUCCUAGAGGGCGCCCUUUAUCAGGGUAAUGCUAGACACGCUAGCAGCCAUGAUAUCAUUAAGAAUCUACGCAUCACCCACAUUGUCAACGUCACCACCGAGUGCAGUAACACCUUUGAGAGCGAGUGCAAAUACCUGCAGCUGAAGUAUGCCGAUGAGCUCAGCUCCAACAUGAAACACAGGCUGCAGUCUGCCGCGGACUUUGUUGCAGAUGCUCUGCGCAACCAGGGCCGCGUUUUGGUCCACUGCGCGCAAGGGAUCAGUCGCAGCUCCACGGUCACAGUGUCCUUCCUGAUGAAGUAUCGCGGCUGGAGUUUUGCCGAUGCGUUGACCUUCUUGAAGAGCAAGCGUCCCAGGGCCAGGCCCAACAGAGCCUUCCUGAUACAACUGGGCGAUCUGGAGAGAGACUUGUUCGGGAAGAAGAUCACUGAUGCGGAUGAGAUCUGGAUGAACUUGAGUUAAAGAACCCAGGAAAAAAGGAGUGGAAUAGACCGAUCCAUCAAGCCCCGCCCCAUGUUUUUUUAACCAGCCACAACCACGAGUUAUGGCGAAGUGUGCAAAAAUGUCCAACAUUCGUGCAUGUGAUGUGCAUGUGAUGUGCAUGUGAUGCGCAUGUCUGGAACAUGCGGUGUGGCAUUGAAAGGGUGCACAUGUUGUUAACCACAUGCGUAGUUGGCAGGGCCUAACGGAUCAGUCUGUUGUACAGUAUAUGUACAUGUAUGUAAGUCGUUGCAAGUCAGUACUAGCCAAUCACAAGUCAUCCGAGCUCAAGUC